CAUUGACAACAAUAACAAAACAAUUGUUAAAAACAUGAUAAAUAUGUAAAUAUUAAGUUACUUAUUGAUCAUUUAAUUACCUCCACCUUAAUGCUUAAGAUUAGAAACGUGAUAAGGAGAAGGUGCUUAUUUAGUGUAAGAUAUUUUAGGCCAUAUCAAAACUCAUGUAAUCGGUCUUAUAUCCCCACCACAGUUUUAUCACGUAUUGAUAUUUUUUCAAACCAUUCAAAGAUAAAAUUGCCUUUCAUUAUAUCAUCGAACAUGGCAGCGACGUGGUCUAUGGGCCCUGGCACUCUUGAAGUGCCGCUAUCUUUGUUCGCAACAAACCGAGAAAGAUUAGCAAAUAAACUCAAAAGUGGACAAAUAGUGGUUUUGCAAGGAGGUGAAGAUGUGAACCACUAUGAUACUGAUGUACAAUAUGUAUUUAGACAGGAAGCCUAUUUUACAUGGGUUUGUGGAGUUAGAGAACCCGGUUGUUAUUUUGCCCUAGAUGUUAGUACAGGCAAGUCUUACCUCUUUGUGCCCAGACUUCCUGAGGAGUAUGAAGUCUGGAUGGGCAAACUGCAUGCCUGUAGUGACUUCAAAAACAUAUAUGCAGUUGAUGAAGUCUAUUAUGUUGAUGAGAUAAAAGAUGUACUCAAAAGUUUGAUGCCAGAAACAUUGCUGACAUUGUCUGGCCCAAACACGGACAGUGGCUUGACAGCCCGAGAAGCCAUUUUUAAUGGAAUUGAUGAGUUCAAUGUGGAUAAUGAAUCCUUAUUUCCCAUUAUCGCAGAAUUGCGCGUUAUCAAAACGCCAGAGGAAAUUGCUGUAAUGCGAUAUGUAUGCAAAGUCUCAUCUGACGCACACAAACAGGUGAUGUUGUACGCGAAGCCAGGUCGAAUGGAAUACCAAUGCGAGUCUAUAUUUCUGGAUCAUUGUUACCGUGUUGGCGGGUGCCGACAUGUUUCGUACACUUGCAUAUGCGGAUCGGGGCACAACGCCGCGACACUUCACUACGGCCACGCCGGGACUCCUAACAGCAAGAUUAUCGUAGACGGCGACAUAUGUUUAUUCGACAUGGGCGGCAACUACGCCGGCUACGCCGCCGACAUCACCUGCUCUUUCCCGGCUAACGGGAAAUUUACGGAGGAUCAAAAAUUGAUCUAUGAAGCUGUGCUCUUUGCCAGAGAUGCCGUUAUAAGAGAAGCGAAACCCGGUGUGUUUUGGCACGAAAUGCACCUGACUGCAAACCGCGCUAUGCUCGCCCAUCUAAAGAGGGGAGGCCUGCUGCAAGGAGAUAUUGAAGAAAUGAUUCGGAACGGAGUUAAUGGUAUCCUACAACCUCACGGUUUAGGCCAUUUGUUAGGACUGGACGUGCACGAUGUGGGAGGAUAUCUGCCUAACUGUCCUCCGAGGAUGACUGGCCCUCUGGCCAAACUACGCACAGCCAGACAACUCUUAGCUGGAAUGGUACUGACUAUCGAGCCGGGCUGCUAUUUUAUACCAAGAUUAUUGGAUUCGGCCCGAAACAACCCGGAGCAGUCUCGUUUCUUCAACUGGCACAGAGUAGAACGUUUCAUUGGCUUCGGCGGAGUACGGAUUGAAGACGAUGUUCUUAUAACGGACGACGGCGUUGAGAAUUUGACGUUUGUUCCUCGCACCGUUCAAGAAAUUGAAGAAUUUAUGUCCAACGGAUCCAAUUUUAAUAAAGAACUUAAAUUCAAUGUUUAAAAGGACCAAAGUUGCAUAUCAUUUCAAUUACGAUAUUUUCUCAAACAUAAAUGCAGAAUGACACAGAACUAUCAAAACUGUACUAUUUACUCUGAUAAAGUUGGCAAAAUGGAAUCUAAAAAACUUUAACAAGAACGGACUUUAGUUGAAAAAUAACGCUACGAAAAUAAAACUUAUUGUUGAGUCAGACACCAAAGCGCUCUAAGGUUACCUUAAGUUAUCUAAUAAAAAACUAUUUAUUUAAAUUAAUAUUUUAUUUGAAUAUUAUAUACUUUAUUUGAUAAUAAGGAAAAGCCAAUCCAUUUUUUUUCUCUAUAUUCACUAAAAAACUAAAAGUGUAUAUUUUUCAUGUACUUUUAAGCUACUGUAUUACAACAAUCUUUCUCUAUAAAGAAAAAAGGCCGCAACCAAACAUUAAAGGCGAAUUUACAUUACGAAAUUAGUGGCGUGAAAUUAAUUUCGUGACAU
Messenger RNA from Bombyx mandarina (wild silkworm), 2181 nucleotides. It is a transcript of the gene Dip-C, whose product is annotated as dipeptidase C. Gene Ontology annotation, molecular function: manganese ion binding; metalloaminopeptidase activity. The record is from RefSeq and is a predicted model, not a curated record. Lineage: Eukaryota; Metazoa; Arthropoda; Insecta; Lepidoptera; Bombycidae.